This is a messenger RNA of Cherax quadricarinatus, 1065 nucleotides long. Its product is annotated as keratinocyte-associated protein 2. The record is from RefSeq and is a predicted model, not a curated record. NCBI's taxonomy places the organism in Eukaryota, Metazoa, Arthropoda, Malacostraca, Decapoda, Parastacidae.
AACUUGGAGAAUAAGCGUCCAGCUGGUGCUUGACGUGGGCUGUUGUUACUGGUCUUUCAACUUUCAACUAACUAGCUUGUUUGACCUUUCUGCCGGUUAAUAAUGGGUGCGAAUUUUAGAAACUCUGAAUAUCGUGUCAGCACUGCAGCCUCCUUUGGCCUAGCCAUUCUAUGCUGCUUGUUGGUCUUCUCUGGCCUUCAGAUGUACAAGAACCAACUGGGUUCAACAAGGCUCAUGACACUUGUUGCUGGAUAUAUUGCAUCCUGGCUCUUCAUCUUCAUGAUUACUGCAUUGAAUAACCUGGAAAAUAUCGUAUUUGGAAAAGGAUUCCAAGCUCGUGUAAUUCCUGAGGUGGUUCUGUGCAUGGUUCUUGCUUGCUCUGCAGCUGGUAUGGUUCAUCGAGUCUCUAUAACUGUGUGUUUUCUUUGUUCUCUGGCGGGAUUAUAUUACAUCAACAAAAUGGGUCAGUCAAGUGCUGCUCCAGUUGUGCCCUCAGUAACAGGCUCCAAGAAAAAGAAGUAAAAGUUUACAGUGAGCAUGAUGUAUUGGAAUAGAAAAUUAGUGUUGCUGCGCUUGUGUACCUCUGGACAAAACAAGGCUUCAAACACUUUUUUUAUUAGGUUAAACGUUUAAUGUUCAUUUUUUUUUUCUUUAGUUGACUAUGAAUUUCAUAAAUGCUUAACACCAUGGGGUUCAUGUAUACCUUAAUGACAUAGUCUGGUUGUCAGAAUAUUGUGAUUGAAAAAUAUUUGACAGUAUGAUUUGGCAGAAGUUUUGAUAAUGUUAUAUAGCCCAAUAUUUUAUAUAGUACCAUAAUUAUUAUACAGUAUAAUAAUAAUAAGGGCUCUGUCUUUAAGUAAUAGGCCAAAUGAUAUGAAGAUCUUUUGCAUAACAUAUAAUCGUUUUUAGAAAUGAUGGUUCUUGUAUUUGUGACAAUUGCUAUAUUUAACUUUUCAAAUAUAAUGGGGAACUGGCUAGAUUCUUGUUUUGUGGCAAUGCCAAUAUCUGCCAUAGGGUAUUUUUGUUGGAAUCCAACAUUUGUUUUUAAUAAAGUCUGGAAAAAUA